AAAAAAGAUUUUUGAAUGGAUAUUUUGAUUAGAAAAACGUUAAAAGUUAAGUAAUAAUACACAAAGUUAAAGCACUGAUACUAUGUAAAAAUAUGCAAUAUGUCUUUCUAAUAACUUGCUUUUAACAAAAACUUUGUGAUUCAUUCAAUAUUAUAAUGAAAGAGCUUUGUUUGUUAAUUAUUUUAAUUCGGCUAUGGUCCGUCAAUGGUGUAGGUAUCACUAGAAACGAACUCGGUGAUGAAUCGGAUAACAAAGCUGUUUCAUGUCCAAUGGGGACACUUAUAAUCUAUCAAGAUGAAACUUUUUCAAUACAUUGUUUCACAUCUAUGAAAAAUGAAGGUUGCGACUUAAUGUUUAUUGGUGGAAAUGCCAACGUAGGAUUUAUACCUGCAAAUAAUAAGAACAAAACUUUUGACGUCAUUUCUACAUGCGAAAACAACUAUAGUUUAAAAGUUGCAAAUCUUACAAUACAAGAUUACCCGACUAAUACAAACCAUAAAGUCUGGACAUCAUAUGGCAUUGAAGUAAUUCAAAAGUUUUUAAAUGUCCAAUCUCUUGAAAAAGAUAAGAUUUCUUUAAUAUUUUCUGGUUGGUCUGCAGGUGUUUUUUUAAAAAUACAGUUUCAAUGCAUAAACGACGAAGGUAGCAUUGCUCAAGAUAAUGAUAGAUUAUGUGUUUACUUUAAGUUUGCUGGAUAUUUGAAAUAUCCUUUGAUUGAUAAUUUUAAUAAGCCUACGUACACAGCAACAACACUUGAAAGUAAACCUACGUACACAGCAACAACAUUUGUAAGUACACCUACCUACACAACGUUAACAUUGAAUAAUACAUCUGCAGCAUUUUUGGAUAUAUCCACAACACCUCUAGUGACAUAUUUUAUAAACUUUACACAAAUGACUUUGUGGAAAGAAACAACAUCGUCAUUAGUUGUAGUACAUACAAGACAAACCACCGAGGCUGGGUUAUCUUCUCGUAUUGAUACAACUGCGGUAGAAUUUGCAAAAACACCGGAAAUGUUUUUGACACCAAUCUCAAUGCAACUAAGUGCACAACAUAACAAUUGGAGUAAAACUAAAACCUAUAUACUCAUUGGUGUUUUACUGGCAUCUUUUUUUUUAAUUAUUGUGUUUAUAGUCGUUCUAAUUUUACGACGAAAAAAGAAAUGGAGAGAAAAUAACGAAAAUAGCACAGGGGUACAGAGUAAAAAAAGCAACCGUAUUCGUAGAAAAACUAUUUUGUUAAACACUCCGACAAUUUUUAAUAAAAAGAAGUACGACGAGUUUGAUAACUACGAAAAUUUUGAUUAUCCAACUUCGGAUAAAAAAAAAAGUGUUUGGUUUGUUAACCAAAUCUUCAAGCACGACGAGCAAAUAGUAGAAGAUCCCCACAUAUACAACACCCUUGGAAAACAAAAUCUUUAAAGAAAACAAACAAAAUCUGAAACACAACAGAAUGGUAAAAUGUUUUUAUUCCUCGUCCUGGAUAAUAUUUUGGCUACAAUAACUGAGUUUAAUUCUGUAACAGACAGCGUUUUACUUCUGUACAGAUAUUGAAAAUACAAAAAAUGACAUUUGCAUUUAUUUAAAGCUGUUAAAAAAUAUUUAACUAACUGAUUGUUAUGAAAAGUCCUUCUUUUCUCUAAUAAUACUACUAACACAUUAAAUAAAUUUUGAUUAAAUCA
Molecule: messenger RNA, 1681 nt
Organism: Hydra vulgaris (swiftwater hydra)
Lineage: Eukaryota; Metazoa; Cnidaria; Hydrozoa; Anthoathecata; Hydridae
Source: RefSeq, a predicted model, not a curated record